Messenger RNA from Saccostrea echinata, 12750 nucleotides. Its product is annotated as polycystin-1-like protein 1. Bases 1 to 12381 code for a protein of 4126 amino acids. Gene Ontology annotation, molecular function: protein binding. The transcript has 67 exons. Gene Ontology annotation, biological process: kidney development. NCBI's taxonomy places the organism in Eukaryota, Metazoa, Mollusca, Bivalvia, Ostreida, Ostreidae. Gene Ontology annotation, cellular component: membrane. The record is from RefSeq and is a predicted model, not a curated record.
AUGAGGUACAGAUUAGUUGCUGUUAGCUUGGAAUGUGUAUGUCUAAAUGAUACAGAAGAUCUGACAGAAAUAGAGAGUACAGGGCUUAGUCAGAGUGGUGAAAGAAAGAGCUGCCUGAGAGUGCCCAGCUGUCCUGGAAAUUCGUCCAGUGUCUUUCUUGUUGAGGGUCCCUUUAUAGCAGAGGUCAAGGCCACUGUUAAUGUAGACCACGUCAUCGUAAACAGACCUGUCGUCAUAGAAAUAGUCGUGAAAAUUCCAAAACUUCUAAAUAUAUCCAAAGGCUUGGAGAAUCAGACACAGUUCUCAGAGUUGAACAUUGAGUGGAGUUUUUCUGACUCUGGUGAAAGUAUCUCAACCAUAUCUCACAGUCACAAUGAAAGUAUCUCAACCAUAUCUCGCAGUCACAAUGAAAGUAUCUCUACUGAAGCCCAGAGUCCUGUGACUUAUCAAAGAGUACAACACACCUUCAGGAACUCUGGACCUCAAGUUGUUGAUGUCUAUGUCAGCAACAGACUAUCUGAACUUUCUGCCACCUUGUCCAUCAAUGUCCUUGAACCUUCACCUCAUGACCUCGAGAUCGUGAACUUUGUUGACCUUUCUGAUCAGCCUUCCUGUACACCGGAGGGGUAUGAUGUCCCAGUGGAGGCUCAGUUCUUCUCCGUGUUUCGGGGAGCUAAUUUCUCAUUAGAGGUGUCCGUUUCUGUGGGGGAGGAUGUGACCUUCUUCUUUGAGGAGACGAAGCUCGGGAUUAAGAAGGUCAAACCAGCGGAUUCUUGCAGCAAUGGCUGUUCAUUAAAACAGUGGUUUGUCGUCCAGUCUUUAGGAGUACAUCAGUUAUGGGUCACUGCGCAGAAUCACUUUGGCAAACAGACCAAGUCCAUUUAUGUGGUUGUGAUACAGCGGAACCUCUCCAAUGUCAGAUUUUCACUGGCAGAUUCAGAUUCUCGAGUUGUGCCCUCUGGGACAGUGGUAAACUUCUUGAUCCAGGCUGAAAUUCACAGCAGGUUCAAUUCCACUCUGAUCAUAGAUGUUCUGGAUGGUCACACACACAGAGCCUUGUUAGAAGAUACAGAGGGACAGACGCUGGCCUUGAACUGCACCCUGGGAGAAAUGUUCGUGACCACCACCUACGGCAUUGGCUGUCUCCUCAAUAUUAGAUUUGAACAUGCUUUUGAAAAAGAGGCAGUGUACAGACCAACAGCGAGAAUAUUCAGUAGUAAUUUUUCUGAAAUUGUGGAGCUGGAUUCUGAAUUGCUGGUCAUGAAACGCCUUGGUUUUUCCCAAAUCAUCUCUCCUGGAAUUUGCUCUGUUGGCCAAGCUUGUGAGUUUGACUUGCAAUGUGAACCAUUCUCGAUAUUUGCAGAUGUCACAUGGACUAUUUCUAAAAAUAACAACUCUGUGGAUGUUGUCCAAGGCUCGUUAAAGCUGAGCUAUGUUUUUACUGAGCCAGGUUAUUACCAGAUUUCUACAGUGACUCAGAAUAGCCUCAGUACUGUGACAGAGUCCACUAAUGUCCAUAUAUUAGUUCCUCUGUCAGACCUGUACGUCCAGUGUGAUGGUGGACCUGUGUACCCAGAAUUGGAACUUAUUCUUUGCCGAGCUGAUGUAAUGGGAGGCAGUAAUGCACAGUUCUCAUGGAUUGUCCACCCAGAAAUUCAGCCAAUCACAACAGAGAUGCCAGAAAUUCAACCAAUCAGCACAGAGAAUACAAACCUUUCAUCAGAGGCAGUAUUCACAUUUCAGCACAAGGGGUUAUACAAUAUCAGCAUUACUGCGUACAACAGAGUUAGUAAACUCACAAGUUAUGCUGCCCGUCUUGUCCAUAUACAGGAGAAGAUCCAGUGUGUCGUAAUGAAGAGGGAACGGUCUGUGUAUCCCAGGGGUGUGGUCAGGGAGGGAGAAGUUACUCUAUUUCUGGUGAAAACUUGUGGGGGGAGUCAUGUGAAGUUAGAAUUUGAUCUUGGGACAGGCAGACAGACAGCCAAAGUUCUGUACAUAAAAGAAGAAGAUUUGUAUGAAGUAAACUUCCGAUUCUCAAAAGAGGGACUGCAUACUGUGGUUGUUUUUGCAUUUAAUGACGUAUCUGAAGUCCAGUUUUCAACUCGCGUGUUGGUCCAGCGGCAGAUUAACGGAUUAUCCCUGGAAAUGAACCAGAUUCAGCCCCAUGUGAACUCUCCUCUCGUAUUUAAGGUUACUGAAGAAGGAAAUGUCUGCAGGAGAGAUGACCUGGUGUACACGUUUACAUUUUCUGAUGGACAGGAAGUGAUUAGUGGAAGUCCGGCUGUGUCCAAAGUGUUUAACCAAUCAGGAGUUUUUUCUGCCAAUGUUACAGUUAACAACUUAGUUGACAGUGUGGUUCUAUUUAUGACCUUCACAGUGAAGGAUGAUGGGAAUUACCCUGUAACCUUGUCCAAUCCAAUCUUCAGUGCUGUAAAUCAAUUAAUCAAAUUCAGAGUUCAGGGUGUGGAUGUCGAGGCGUUCAAUAUAGAGGUCCACUUCGGAGAUCAAGAUGAAGCAGUUAUUGUAUCUUCUACCCAAUGGGAGCACACUUAUGACAAGCCGGGUAUUUAUGAAGUGUCGUCCAUAUUACACACAGUCAGCCUGGGAAAUCUAGAGGUCAGCAGUGUAAUCAUCAUCCAGGAAAAACUGCAGGACGUGACCAUCAGGGCCCCGAGUGUCAUCAAAAUAGACAGAAUAUCCAGAGAGCACCUUUUUGAAGCGGACAUAACCGUUGGUGGAUCCCAGGUUUUUACAGGGGGUGGAUCUCAGGUUCUGUACUUCUGGUCCUUAGACAAUCGUCAGUCCCCUGCCAGCACUGUCAACUGGGUUAUUGAAGAAAUUGAUCAGCCCGGUACAAGUGUACUUACAGUGGGUGCCCAGAAUGACCUUGGAGAUAAAUUAUUUGCUGUACAGGAAGUGAAGAUUCAGUUUCCUCUACUGGAUGUGACCUUGACAUCAGUCCCCACAGUGGAGGGGCGUGUCUGUGACAUCACAAUCAGGAUAACAGGAAGUCAGGACAUCGUGUUUGAUGUUGAUUUUGGUGAUGGGAUACAGGUUUCAUUAUCUGAUGAUGAUGUAGAUAUUGUUAUGGAUACCACCUCCAGCUCCUAUCUCCCCACAUACACCACAGUCCUCAAACACCAAUAUGAUCUGAAAGGUCAAUACAAGGUCAAGGUCAAUGUGUCAAAUGAUGUCUCCUGGGUAACGGGUGAUGUCACGGUGAUGAUAGGAGAGGCUAUCGGGGAUGUAAAACUGGAGAUCCUCUCCCCCCACAGAGAGCUGCCCCCGGUCUAUGUGGUGUCCUUGAGUGAUCCUCUGACGGUCAGAGUGACCGUGGGCAGGGGAGAUAACUUAACCUUCACCUGGGAUUUCUCCGAGUAUUCUGAUGGAGGCACUAAGGACCAGUUAGGAAAUGAGAGUUCCAGCACAGCUACCUAUGCCUUCAGUAUGACAGACAUUUUCCCUGUCUCAGUCAGUAUCAGUAGUCCAUACUAUCCGAUACCUCAGGUAUUCCCAUUUAAACACAAGUUCAAGGUCGUCCAGGAAAUCCAGGGAGUUUAUCUUGAAGUGGAGGGAUCAGAGAAGAAAGGAGCCGCCCUGAAACGAGUGAAUGGAAAACUACAGACAGAAGAAUUACACUUCCUAGCAAGUUGUGAAAAGGGGUCCCACAUUGCUUUCAAGUUUGAUUUUGGAGAUGGAGCCACAACACUGGUACAAGGGAGGGAAGAAAUGUUCCUUAACUACGUGAAAGGAAGUGCAUCUCACAGGUAUACACAAGAGGGAGUGUUUAAUAUAACAGUGACAGCAAUAAAUCCCCUUGGCAACAGAACAACAACACUUGACAGGCUGUUCUAUGUACAGGCAUCCCCCUUUGGAUUGAAGCUGGAUAAAUCCAUCUACUACACAAAACUUGGUGAUGUCACCAUUAUGCAUGCUAACUACUCACAUGGUACCAAUGUGACAUUUGAUUGGAAACUUGGAGACCAGACUGAUAUACUCAGUGACUCAGGUUCAGUGGUGAGACACACCUACCAGACAAGAGGGGAGUUCAGGGUAACGGUUAUAGCCAGGAAUAAGGUGUCCUCCCAGACAGAUCAAGCUAUGGUAGUGGUCCAAAGUCUUAUACAGGGGGUGAGGUUGAUAACAAGUGCCAACAUUACUGAGACAAACCAGGUCAUUAAACUAAGAGCUGAGACUUUACCAGAACAAGGUCUGGGUACAUAUCAUCACUGGAACCUGGGAGACAACCAGAAAGGUGUUCAGACGACUGAACCAGAGAUUGACUACCGAUACAGAAGGAAUGGACGGUUUAUUGCCACGGUAAAAGCUUACAACAACAUCAGCCAGUCAGAAUCGGUCCCUGUAGAAAUCACAGUCCUCUCUAAGGUAAAGAAUCUGGAGGUCCGCUGCCUGAACGACUCACUCGUCAACACAUCACUGGAGUUUGCUGCCUUAAGUUACUCUGGCUCUAAUCUAACAUAUAUCUGGGACUUUGGAGAUGGCACCCCUCCCCUACAGUCCACAGUCAGGGGGCCACAAGUCAGACAUACUUAUGUCAAUGUUGGCCAGUAUUUUGUGACCUUGACAGCCUAUAACCAGAUAAGUAAUGAGACAGACAGGAUAGAACUGUUUGUACUGGAUCGAGUUUGUAAACUGCCCAAGUUUGAAAUCCACAGCAGAGAUGUUAAGAAGAUUAUUCAAUCAGACAGGAUAUUUUUUGAGGCCGAGAUAACUCGACUUCACUGUGAGUACACGAGUGAGAUUGAGUAUCAAUGGAGCUUUGUGAAGACACUCUCUAACACUCCUGUGUUGUUUGAAAACAUGGAUCCUUCCCAAUUCCAGCACCGAGUCCUUAAUCUUCCACCAAGGUCCCUAGAACCAGGAGAAUAUACUCUUUCACUUAUGGUAAAAUAUAGUGGUACAAUAGUAUAUGCUACAAAGAAAACACAGUUUGAGUUGGUAUCAGCUCCACUGUCUGUCCACAUAGACGGUGGGGCCUUCAGACGAGUCGGUCGCUCCGGGAACGUCAUGCUAAAUGGAACAAAGUCUACAGAUCCAAACUCCGAGGAUUCAUCUCAGUUACGGUUUAACUGGACGUGCAGUGUAAGUCUGACCAACAUUGAGGAAUCAUGUUUCCUUGACCACAAGACUUUAGAUACGACUAAUCCAGUGUUGACGUUUCCAGCUGCUUGGUUAGAGACAGGAAAACAGUAUCUCUUCAUCUUGAAUGUCUCCUCAGAAGGGCUGGCUUCCCAGAAUAGGACACAAGUCAUAGAGGUGGAUUCCAAAAAUACCACAAUAGAUGUCGGCCUUAGAUGUCCUCUUUGUCAGCGUGAUGUCAUAGAUGAGAAUGAACCAAUCAGGAUUGAAGCAGUGUGUCCCGAGUGUGUGGGUCAGACUGAUAUCAGCUAUGAGUGGAGGUUGUGGUUUGUUGAAGGAUAUCAUGGUAUAGAGCCGCAGGAACCAAAGACGUGUAUAACAGCAGGGGAAUCUCAGUUUGAACUUCUAAAGAAGUCUAACCGAACAGCCAUUAAGUCAACGACUGACCGCACUACCACUGUUAUAGGAACAACUACCAAAGAAUAUAAAACAGAGGUCAGCACCAUGUCAGUUUCCACGACAGACGUAUCACUUAACCUUGACCCUGUGAUAAUUGAGGACAGGUCAUCAAAGGACAGGGUCAUCACCAAUGGCAACAAGGCAGAAGACAAGCUGGAUUCAGACUUUCCCUUUAUCUCUGAGAACACUAAAGAUGUUGGUAGACGUAAACCAGGGCUGACAAAACAAGACACAGGGAUGGUGUUUCCUGUGGAGGGAUCCCCCGGGGAAGUGGGCAGUUCUGACGGCAGGAUUCCAGGACAAUUAGAUAGCAUGGGUGAAGAAGAAAGCAGGGGUCGUGAUCCAGGACAGAAUAAUGGAGGAGGAGGGGGUCGUGAUUCAGACAAAGUUAUUGAUAACGAAGGACAAAACCCUGUGAUGAGUGACACCAUUGAUCUGCUGAUUAAUAGAAGAGCUAGUAUGAAGAUUAUAAGGGCACACCAAAUAGCCACACCCACCAACUCAAGGUCACUGGUCAUCAAACCAUACCAGCUAUCAGCAGGAAGGGCAUAUAUAAUCUCUCUCAAAGUCAAGAAUGGUCAGAAAACUGGAAUGGCAAAAGAGACAUUCUACGUGAACUCAGGGCCAAUAAACGGGGACUGUGAGGUGGCUCCUCUCUCAGGGGAGGAGUUUAAGACAGAGUUCAAGGUCUUCUGCAGAGAAUGGCAAGACAAGCAACAACCUAUUCAGUAUCAGGUGACCUUUGACCUAGGCAGUAACCAAUCAGAAGUGUUCUUGUACCGGGGCCUGAAAAAGAGUUUGCUGUUUACAUUACCUGCUGGCUUACCUGAAAAUAAGUUUAAAGUUUUCCUGAAGGUCUCUGUGCUGGACGGACGAAAUGCGGCAGUACGACACUGUGUCACCUCCAUCACAGUUAGACCAGGCACGACCCCCACAAGGACCAGCACUUCGGCCGGAGAAUAUCAAGGUCACAGCAGAUCAGGAAGUGAAAUCGCGAGAGCAGACGACAAAAUAUCUGAGAUGAAGAAGAAAUAUGAUGCCAGUUUGUAUAAAGAUGACAGUCAGACCAGACUCUUGACUCUCUACUUAGCCAUGCUUCUGAACAAGGGAGAUCACUCUGGACAGUACAAGGGAGAUCACUCUGGACAUAGAAGUCAAUAUAAGGGAGAGAAUUCUGGUUAUGGUUCAGGACAUGGGAGUCUUCAUCAGCAAAUACUGAGGAAUCUCUGGAGUCUUCCUGUCCAGGAUGAAGUUGAAGUGCUUCAGACAUUGCAGGCUUUGGUGCAGCUGACCUCAGAUUCACAUCAGAUGAGUAAGGUAUCCCUCAGUAUGUCUACAUCAUUACUACAGAGCCUACUGGAGAAAUCUGUGACCUUGUACACUAGGAGACAGUCCCCCAUACAGGGCCUCCUGACCUUGGCGGUGGAAGCAGGGUCAAAUAUUGUCAAGGCCAUUUCCAUGGCAGCCAUUUCUCGAACAGAUCUGUGGUUCUUCAGAGAGAAACUGGCCCAGAGUAUAAACGCAUUGGAAAGAUUUGUCAGGAAUGAGUUAGCGUAUCACAUGGUUGGAGAAUCACCAAUCAGAACAAAGGAAUCUGCUUACAUAUCAGCACAGGCAGGACUGUUUGAAUUCCAGGACACAUUCACGCUGAAAAUUGGCCAAUCAAAAAUCAUGUUACCAAAACAACUCGCAUCCCUGAGUAACAUACAGAAUAGAACAAGGAUUCCUAAUGAGAACAGAGUUACUUCCCCUGAAUUGCCUUCAGAAACAACGCGUCUGGUUGAUUGUGUUAGAGUAGAGUUUCUUAGAUAUCACACAGAUCCUUUCCAGUUUGUUCAAAAAGGAGGCCUUAGAGUUAACACUGAAGUAACUACACUGAAUGUUUAUGAUUGUCAUGGUAACAGCUUAAAAAGUCUCCACGAAGAUGACCCAUUGACCAUUCAGUUACCAAGGCGACAACAGAAGAUUCCACAGGAGACAGUGUAUCAGCUACAUAAAUCCACAAUGAAUGUUCACCAAUUCAACUUGACUAAAAGCAGCAUCCAGCAAACACUGCACAUACACAUAAAGAUGGUGCCAGAGACUCGCGGCAGGCUUUUCCCAACAGCUCUUCUCAUUGGAUACAAGAACCAUCCUACCCCUCAGAGGUUUCUCCUGAAAAAAGAAACUCCAGCUACAGAAAAUGAAAUCCAGAUGUUUUUACCUGCUGGAUACUUCAAUGUUUCAGGAGAGUACUAUCUUGGUUUCGUGGAUGCUAAAUAUAACGCUGGUAGACCACGCCCAGGGGAGGUACAAAGUCGUAACUACACACUACAGAUAUGGCACACACAGUGUCUGUAUUGGCAGGAAGACGAAACCCACUGGUCACAUGACGGUUGCUGGACAACCGAUAAAUCAACGUAUCACGUGACUCAUUGCAGAUGUAACCAUCUUUCCACGUUUGGAGCGUUUUUUGGAGAUACAGCGCCUGUGUUAACUCUGAUUCCUGUAGAGACUUUCUUUGAAGCCAAUAAGAACUCUGUAUGUAUCACUAUCCUGGUGAUGGCGUUGGUUGUGUACUGCAUACUUAUGGUGGUCUGUCAUAAGAUGGACCAACACGAUGCCAGAAAGGGAGGUAUUCUGUAUCUCAGAGAUAACGCUGUAAGUGACCAACAGAAAUAUGAGAUCAUCGUAGAGACAGGCUUCCGGAGGGGAGCGGGAACGACUGCAAAAAUAAGCAUCAUUCUUCAUGGCGAAGAAGGAAUGUCAGGAACAAGGGAGUUAAUCAGUGAUGAUGACAGACCAAUGUUUGAGAGGAACUCCAGAGACAAAUUCAUCUUAACACUUCCAGACAGUAUUGGAAAGAUCUGGAAGGUUCAGAUCUGGCACAACAAUUCUGGUUCCUCGCCAAGCUGGUAUCUCAGUAGAGUCAUAGUGAAAGACCUUAACAAUGAGCGGAUGUUCUACUUUAUUUCUGAGAAAUGGCUCGCUGUGGAGGAGGAGGAUGGAAAAGUGGAGAGAGAAUUCCUGGCUUUAGACGGGAACCUUGGAUUCAAAACGGUGUUCAUGACCAAAGGUACCCAGUACUUAGCUGACUACCACCUGUGGAUGUCUCCGUUUACUUGUCCCUCCUACAGUCAGUUCACCCGCACCCAGAGGCUGACCUGCUGUCUCACACUCUUCACUGUUUACAUGUGUCUGAAUACCCUGGUCUACCACUACACCCACAAAGAGUAUCGUGGUGAGUUUGGCCUACUUGACCUCUCCUGGAGCAGUAUAGCUAUAGGGACAGUGUGCUGUCUAGUAGCUCUCCCUCUUAAUCUUCUCUUAUCCUUCCUCUUCAGAAGAAGCAAGUUAGUUCCAACUGACAAUAGUAAGGCGUCUUCAUCAGAAGAUAAGGAUGAGGACGCGUAUCCCAGCGGGAAACCCAACGAGAACUCCCAGGAGGAGGAGACUGAUACGUCAGCGGAAGUCGUACAGCCAAUCAUGACGUACUCCAUACUGGACCAGUCUAUACUUAACUGGCCAGCCAUUCAGGGCUGGGCACAGAAACAGUGGAUAAAACGGCAGCAUACAACAAUAAAGGAAUGUCCCUCUUCAACAACAGACACCUUACUCAACAGAUUGAUAAGUUCAGAGACAGAUAUGGCAUCCAGUGGGUUUGAGGACUCGAACAGCACAGAUCCGCGUCCUCAGAUGACCAGUAGCUCAACUGCCAGCAACUCACCAGCCAGCAGCAUAAAAAACAAAGCAUCAUCAGAAAGCAGUCAGAUCACCACUAAAUGUCCAGCACCUUCUAAGAAGAAUCCCAGCUCGCGUCUGUUGUUGCCCACGUGGAUGAAGUACGUAGCCUGGUGUUUAUGUGGCAUUGUUAUCGUCUGCUCAGCUCUCCUAACUGUGUGGAUUGGUUUCCGGUUUGAUGAGGUUCGCAGUGUCCUGUGGCUACAGUCCCUUUACAUCAGUGUCUUGGUCUGUGUUUUCCUUGUCCAUCCAACCAUCAUUUUCUGUGCCGUUCUGUACACUGCCGUCAGGUAUCGUUGUGAACCUACUACACUGGACCAUUAUGAAGAGUCGUUUUUCGGGGAAACUGCAGAAAAGGAAAUUCUGCGUCGGAAGAAGGAACAGUCGUGUGAAAAUGGGAGCGAGGCCGAGGAGCUGGAAAAGGCUGUGGCUGCCCGUCAGAGAUCUAGGUAUUUACGAUUUGCCAGACCUCCACAAGAAAAACAGCUGAUUGAAGCCCGAAAAAACGUCAUGAAAGAAAAGAAAUCCAUUGCAAUUCUCCUAGACAUGGCCUCCCUGGUGGUAACAUUUCUAAUUGUCUCUGUGAUGGCUUAUGGUAAAGAUAUACAACCAGAAUAUCAGCUGAACAAAGCUGUGUACAACCACUUCAUUAGAGAAGGCAGCCCAAAUUUUGCUUCCAUUAAGAAUAGACUCGACUGGUAUGAAUGGACAUCAACAACUCUGAUAGACAAAAUAUAUAUAGGCAACUCAAGAGAGAAACAGAAACCAGUUCUAAAAGGAACUAGUUAUAUAAUUGGAGAUGUGCAAUUAAGGAAGGUUAAAGAGGAUGAGAGAGGGUGUGUUGACAUGAGUUCACUCCCUUAUAUCUCUCUUAAGUGUCGAAAGUUUUCAUCAUCACUUGUACACAAUCAAGAUAAUGGAACCUUUAGAGGUAAAACGUCACCUUACCUGUUGUUUGGGCGCCAUGGUAUCUAUGACAACUCAGGAUACGUUCUUAAGUUGGAUCACUCAAGACAUCAAGCUAUGAAUCAAAUACGGAAUUUAAUCACUGCAAACUGGAUUGACGAUUAUACUAAAGCAAUAUUCAUUGAAUUCACCCUGUUCCACCCUCCUUCCAGUCUUUUUACAUCUGUUAUCAUGAUUCUAGAAAUACCAGAUACAGGCCGAGUGUUUCCGAGCAACAGUAUCAGCUCCACCUAUGUAUAUAGAUAUACUUCAAGGACAGACCACUUUGUCUUGUUUUGCGAGGUGAUAUUCAUCUUAAUAACCGUCUGGCGAUUGAAGAUGGUAGUAUGUCAAGCUAUUAAGCUCCGUUCACUCUUCCUUCAAUGUGGCUGGGAAAUCCUUCAGGGUAUCCUUUGUAUGGUGUCUGUGGCUUACAUAGGAUGUAAUGUUUACAGAUUCUUUCUCGUGUCAGAAGUUGUAGAGUUACAACAGAGAACUUAUAAUGAAGAGUUUGUAGAUGUUUCCUUCAUCACGUUCUGGGACGAGAUGCUGCGCUGUAUGGUGGGUUUCAUCAUGUUUAUCGUCAUUUUACAAUCCCUGCGUCUUCUCCGCUACGAACGGAUGUUCCUCCUGUUUGGUAAAAUCUACAGUCGGGCUCACAAAGAGCUCAAACUCCUAGCGGUUCUGCUGAUAAUCUUAUUACUGGCAUUCGCUUCCCUUGGCCAUGCCUUAUUUCGGGCCUUCUUUCUUGGUUUCAUGGACUUCUGGAGCAGCAUUUUCACUGUUUCUGCCAUAUUUUCUGGGCGAUAUAUCGACUUGACGUCAGAACCCUCGCUAAUUCAUGCUUCCCGGAUUUUCCUCUUAUUCAGCACAGUCUUAAGCCUUGGUCUAGGAACAGCAUAUGUUGUUGUUUUUCUUACGUACCGCUUUCAUGUUAACAAAAGACGACAACAUAAAAUGUCGGCUCUUUGCUGCCCAGAAACCUUCGCAUAUUAUUGGCGCAUGCUCCGUCAGUUGUCAGGAUGGUCGACCUCUGAUGUAAACAGUGAACCAGAAAUAGAACCUGAUAAUACUCUUCCACCUGAAUUCACAAUGGCUGAGGUAGAAUACCAAGUAGAUGAACUCUUCUUCAGGAUCUCUGGUUUAUCUGGAUCACACGGUCUACCAGAGAAGCCCAACAACUAUUUCACAGACUCGGAUGGAACUUAUACAGCAGGGGAUGAUGGGAUUUCAAGCGGCGGAUCUGAGGUACCUGAUGAGGAGAGACUGGAACAUCGCGUCCAUCAAAUCGAAGACAACCUUUGCUCAGCAGAACCAUACCUAGCCCAGCUACUCAAGAUAGAUAACAUUGGUAUACAGGACCUUUCUAAGGAUCAAGAGAAUCAAAUCAGGUCACAUUUGGAGCUAGAAAUAUUCCGACAACUUCAGAAUCAGAGACAAGAUCCAAUCGAGGAAGGCCUGAAAUCCGGGACUCAAGUUUGUGAUACUGCUAAAGCAAAGCCUCACAAUGCAGACAUGGAUGUAAAUCAAAUGAACCUCAAACCAAAUGCACAUUUUGAAGGCAGUGAUGCGGAACGUCGGUCUGCGGAGGUUAGUUCCUCCAAUCCUGAUUCCCCCGAGUCCACGAAGAACCCCACGACAAAGAAAACAAAACAACGAGACACAUCUCCAGAGAAUAUACAGAACAAGACAAAACCACAGGGAGCAAAGGCAACAAAAAAACCAGAGUUACCGACAAAACCAACAUUUAUAAUGCAUGGUCCAGUACGAGGGGCGUUGUCCAAUGAUGUCCCCAAACCAUCGUUGAUCAGCAGUCCCACUCUACGACAACUCAAAUCAGAUAAAAUUGGUCUCCGCGGGGAGCGGGGUGGCAUAAGAGGUGAAAGUAACAGCGGAAGUAGUAUUACGGAGUCUAGUUCUGGGUCAGAACAGGACGCUAUACAUGGACAUAUGCCCGCCAUUGGAAAACGGAACUUACGUAAGACAAAGUCACGUGGUAAGGGGAAGGGACCCGUUAAUCUGUCGUCAGUUUUGUUAGAUGAAAUAGAAGGUGAACAUCUUCAGACAGACAACAGUGGUAAUACAGAGGAUCAUUUCAUUAUACUCGAGCAUGAUGUAUUGGAAGACGUGGAUGAUGGUGUUGAUUUAGAAUCAUAAACAUGUUCUGUAAUUGAAAGUUGAGCCAAAGGCUGAAAUUUUUGGAUUGAAAUAUCUACUUUAUCUAUUUAUAACCAUCUGUCAGAUCGUUGUGUGUCUGCAAAUUUUUGUUUUUUCUUUUUCAUUUUUUUUUUAAGUUUUCCAUAACUACCGAUCUGAUGUCAACAAUCUUGUUACAAAACAUUGAUUUCAAAAUGAAUUAAAUUCAGUUGACCUAGAAAUGUAAGUUUAUGUUGCGAAAUAUUUACGUUCUGUGAUAUGUUGUGUUGGCAUAUGAGUAUUAUACAAUUUUGUAGCAUUUUUUUUUCAUAUCAACAAUGAUAACUGCUCAUAUAUAAUUAUAUAUAUUAAAUAAAAAUGAUGAACAAG